Anopheles coustani is the source of this 9513-nucleotide messenger RNA. RefSeq names its product fibronectin type-III domain-containing protein 3A (gene mtgo). The transcript has 6 exons. Lineage: Eukaryota; Metazoa; Arthropoda; Insecta; Diptera; Culicidae. Bases 221 to 5467 code for a protein of 1748 amino acids. Gene Ontology annotation, molecular function: metal ion binding; acid phosphatase activity; protein binding. The record is from RefSeq and is a predicted model, not a curated record.
UGUAGAAUACAGUGAAAAUUGCGGUGCGAAUUAGGUGUUGCAAGCGCUAAAUAUAGCGGUACAAUGACGAGAUCUGGCUGUAACGUGGCAUCGCGGGCGCCGGGAGCUCGAGCUCCUGCUAUAAAUUGCUAUUCUUUUUUUAUUUAUCGCGUGGCAAAGAACGAACCAAACCACGGAGAGAGACGGUAGAGCAGGUGCCAUUCGCAAAACCAGAUUUUCGAUGGUAAAGGCACCUGUAUUGUCGAGCGCUUCACAGCAGCAGCAGCAGAAGGCGCAGUGUCCCAAGGAGAUAAUCCAUCAGCCGUCUUCGGUGGCGGCUACCUCCUCCUCCUCCUCGCAGGUGCUGAUCCAUCAGCAUCAGCAGCAGCAGCAGCAGCUUCACCAUCAGCAACAUCAUCAACUCCAUCAGCAUCAUCCUGUUCAGCAUCAGCACCAGCAUCAGCAGCCGCUAUUUAGCUAUCCUCCACCCUUGCAAGCGACAGCCGCGCGCACCCACGCUACCUACUUCCAGCAGCACCACCCGCUCGGCACGGUGAAGAAACAUCGCCGAGUUCAGGUCCAGAUGGCCAGCGAACCUCCGGGAGGAGGAUGCGUCGGGGUGGCCGGUAAUGGUGGGAUUGUCGUCACGAAGACGGCCACAUCGGCUGCGAUUGCUGUGGUGGCACCUACGGCCCGGACUGCAGUUACCAUGGCCAGCGGUUCGCUAAACAACUGUAUUACGGUUGGGGGCACUACGGUCGCCUGCAGUGCAACUCCCGGCGCAAUGGCGACAACGCUCGGGCAAACACAACAACCCAUCCUUACACUAGCUCCAAGUACAACGGUUCCCGCCGCGGGAAUCAAGCUGACCCAGCAGCAGCAACAGCAACAACAGACACAAGCACAGCACCAGCAACAGCAACAGCAACAACAACAGCAGCAACAGCAACAGCAACAACAGCCAACGCUACAACACCAACGAAUUCAAUCGUUGCACCAUAUCCAUCACCAUCAUCACCAUCAGCUGAUCAAUGGGAUUCCGGCGGCCACCCCAGCGGGGCAGCGUAUGCCGGCGAAUGCAGCGGCUGCGGCUGCUGCAGCGGUUGCAGCCGCGGCCACCCCAACCGCACCGGCAGCGACCGGAUGGCCGGUGGUGGAGCCAGUGUUUCACUUCGGAUCCGGCUUUGAGUUGGAGACACGUCCUUACUGCCCGCGUCAUACGCCCUCGCUGGACCACGUUGUCCUUUUCCAUGUGCGACCUGGCGUGGCGGUCACUUUCCAGAUCGCAGGCAACCGAGAAACGAUUCGAGGCCCCGUCACGCUGCCGAUGGUGUCACAAAACCCCACACCUCCGAUGGCCAUGCCGAUGCAGGUUCCGCACGGCCACAUGAUGCAGCAGAUCGUCGACGAAAAUGGGACGCUGAGGCACGUCAUCCUGUCCACCCAGCCGCAGCAGCUCGCCCAGGGCGGCGUCCAGCACCAUAUGCAUCCUUCGUUUACAAAUGGAACUGCGAUGCCCUUCUUCAAUCCAAUUGCCGGCUUUCAAACGGGGCCCGGUGCCGGAGGGCCUCAGAUGUACCCUCCGCAGCUCAUUGCCGGCGGAGCGAAUGGCAACAACGGAGCGGGCGGAGCGGCGGGAGGUGGUGCCGGUGGCACGCACGGUCUUCACACACCGCAGGGUAAUGUGGGGCAUUCGCCUUCGCCACCGUCACACACCAACACCAGCUACCACAAGGACGAGCGAGCCCAGCGGCAGUACUCGAAGAUGCAACGCAAGUUGGACCAGAAGCAGCGAGAAUUGAAUGCAUCUGCGACGACGCCAAUCAAUUCACCUAGAAAGCAUGUGGAGCUGAAUGGUAGCGGUGGCCAAAGGAAGUCCCAUCUUUCGCACCCCGUACUGCCGAACCAUCUGAUGCAUCAACGCAACGGGACGGCGCAUACGCUGGUGGUUAACAACACACCGACGUUGGGAGCGUCCGAAGAGGACACAUCCAGCGCUCCGGACGAGGAGGAAGACAACACGCAGUCGAUCAUUGUGGACCACUUGAGUUCAGUUCCUUCGCCGCAGGUGACCGAAAUAACGUCACGCACGGCGUUGCUCCAGUGGUCACCACCAACGACGGCACUCACGGCGGGAUCCGCUGCCCCGAUGCCACAAGGCGUCGUCUCGAACACUGUCGAACCGUUGCCGUUCAACGUGCAGGAUCUGCACUACGAGGUGCUGCUGAGUGACCAUGGCAAGGAGAACAAGUAUAAGAGUAUCUUCAAGGGAACGUCACUGUCGUGUAAGGUGCAGGACUUGCGUCCGGGGCAGGAGUACACCGUGCGACUGCAGGUGUACCUCGACCAGCUGCACGGUACGCCAACCGAGCCGACGGUGUUCAAUACGCCCGGCUGCGAGCCGGACGUUCCGGCGCAACCAAAACUGCUGGCACGCACCAAGAACACGCUGCAGCUGCGCUGGAAUGCCCCGGCCGACAACGGUUCGAGCAUCAUCCACUACAUCCUGGAGUACGACAACGGAAAGAGCAACGGUGUGGAGGCAAACGAGUUCACCGAGGUGGUCAAGACGAAGGGCAAGCAGUUCCAAGUCAACAAACUGCAGCCCUCGACGACCUACUACUUCCGGUUGUCGGCCGUGAACGAGUUCGGCCGGAGUGGCUACUCGAUUCCGAUGAAGUAUACUACGAGUGGCAAUGUGCCGGCAGCACCGGUACCACCGACGCUUCGACACGCCACCGCCACCACUCUGAAGCUGGCCUGGCAGCGUCGCUCGGAGUGCGAAAAAUUCGCGCUACAGAUGAACGACGAAACAGAUAGCGGUUUCCGCAACGUGUACUACGGCAUGGACACGCAGUACGAGUGUGUGGGUUUACGGCGCGCUACGACAUUCCAGUUUAGAUUAAUGGCCAUUAACGAUGAGGGUAAGGGACCAUUUAGCGAGCAGGUGUUCUUCCGGACGCUUCCGACUUGCCCGGGCCGACCGGCGAAACCGCAGGUGAAGGGCAAGGUGCAUGCCAACGGGUUCCGGGUGAAGUGGGAUCCGCCGCAUGACACGGGAGGCGCCGAGAUCGGGCUGUACCAUCUGGAGAUAAGCUCGGGUGCGCACUACGAACGUGUUUACACCGGCAAGGAGUCGGAGGCGAUGAUCGAGCGGCUGAACCCCGGCACGGCUUACCAGAUUCGCGUGCUGUGCCAGGGCCCGGGAGGAAGCAGCGCCUGUUCGGAGCCAUGCCUGGUGACGACGGACCCGGUAACGCCCGGUCAGCCGCAGAAACCCUUCUGCAAGUCUCCUCCGACGCCGUACGCGGCCUGUCUUGCCUGGGACAAACCGGACUACAACGGGGGCUCGCCCGUGCUGGAGUACGAGAUGGAGAUGGAAACGGUCGGCACGAAGGUGCGCAGCGCGGUCUACAAAGGUAAGGAGUUGUUCUGCGUGGCGAAGGAUCUGCAGCCGGGCGAAAAGUAUACGGUGCAGGUGCGGGCACUGAACCGCAUCGGAGCGGGCCCGUGGUCCGAGGAGUUCACCUUCAGUGCCGGUGCGGCGCAGCCCGAAACGCCGCGCGAUCUCACGAUCGUGCUCAAGUCGCCAACGCAUUUAACUGUGAUGUGGGCCGAGCCGCACAGCAACGGGUCACCGAUAAGCGAGUACAUUCUUCAAUCCAGUGCCGAUUCGACGUCGUCGCCGUCGUCGUCGUCGUCGUCCACCAGUGACAGUGACGGUGCCGCACCAACCGAUGCCUCCCUCUACCAGACGGUGUACCGCGGUGCGAGUCGUUCGGCGGACGUGCGAAACCUACAUCCCUUCUCGCGCUACCACUUCCGCGUGUGCGCCCUGAACGCGGCCGGAAGCUCACGCUUUUCCGUUCCAAUCACGCAGCAAAUGCCGGCGGCUCCGCCGAACGCCCCCCUGCUCGGGGAGCAAAAGAUUACGGCCAAGAGUAUACUUAUAAGCUGGCAGGCACCACAUGACAACGGUUCCCCGGUCACGCAGUACAACAUCGAGUGUGGCGAUCGGCUGCUAACGACGGAUGCCUCAAGUGCCAGUGCUGCAGCAGCCAACGCAGCAGCAACAUCCGACCGCGCAUCGGCGGUUAAUGCGAACUACGCCAACGAUGACGAGGACGACGAGGAAGAAGACGAUUACGAUGAGGAGGAGGAAGCCUCCGUUGGCAGCGGCGGAUCAUCCGACGAGGAUGAUCAUCAUGAAGAUCACCACCCGGUGGCGAAGGCAGCGACGAAUUUAGUAGAUAGCAAAUUAGGCCGCUCAUCGAGAGGAACUGUUGCCGCAGCCGUCAGUCCGGCACAUUCAACGAAAAGUGGUCACCACAAAGCUGUCGGUGGUGGUGGUGUCGUCGAGACAAAUAAAAACAUGCUUCUGAUUGGCGACCUACACCCCGAGACUUCGUACAAGCUGCGGAUACAGGCGGUCAACGGUAUCGGUACCGGGCCGUUCUCGACUUUCGUCAAGUUUACGACCGCCCCGUUACCACCGAAGCCGCCAAAACUCGAGUGUGCCCAGGCUGGCUUCGCGCAUCUGAAGCUACGCUGGAGCGAAGGCAAGAAUCUCGAUCUCGCGCGGUACUACGUCGAGAUGGAGAACAGUCGCACGGGCGAGUACCAGAACGUGUACACGGGCAGCCGGACCACUUGCAAGGUGAUGAAACUCCACGAGCUCACCACCUACACCUUCCGGAUAUGCGUCGAGACGCGACACGCCGGCAAGGGUGACUUUUCGGAGGGUUUCUCCUUCACCACGACGGCCACCUCACCUAACAGCAUCAAAGCGCCUCGCGUUUGCCUCGAUCCGGCAACAACGAAUGGAACAGCCGGCGGCGGCGGUGGUGAUGCUGCUUGGGACAAUUGGCACGGAUCGCUCACAAUCGAGUGGCAAACGAGCCGCAACAAUCCAUUCAAUGAUCCCAUCGAGUACAUUUUACAGAUGGCCAAAGCUAAGGACCAAGAUUAUCAUCAGGCCUACCGUGGACCAGAAUCACGCUAUACGGUGUCCAACCUACAGUACGGAGUGAGCUACGCGUUCAAGGUAUGUCCGGUGCGCGUACGCCAGAACGGAGAGCAUGUGGCAGGUCCAUUUUCCCCGGUACUGCACCACCAUCUGUCCAAUGCCAUUGCGCAUCGAGCGAGUGCAAACGGUGGCACAGCGAGUGGUCACCGGUCCGGCACGGACGACGUCGAUGGGCGUACGCUGUUCCAAGGGAAUGUGGUCAACAGUCGCGGUGAGUUAGUACUAACCAAGUCCGCAGCCGGCGCUAUGCUGCUGGCGGGCAACAAUGGUUACGGGCCGGACGUUGGCGGCUAUCACGCGGGCGGACAGGUGAAGGGUGACGGCUCGUCGACGGGUGGCCUGAUGAGCUCCUCGACGAUGCAGCAGCUGCAGCGGUUCUUCGAGCCCGACUCGAGCAAGGCGGUCGUCGCUGUGGUUGUGUGUUUCUUGCUCUCCAUGAUCGUUGCAGCUUUUCUGAAGUAAGCGUAGUAGGCCGUCGUGUAAUAAUCCACUCAUGUGUUGUCCACUCGAUGUUUCGUGUCCUUUGGGUGUCUGGGAGCAGGGGGCGUGUAUGUGGCGACCAAAUGGGGGCAUGCAUUAAUCAAUGUGUUUACCAAGGAGGAUAUCGUUCAUUCCGAAAUGUUUUUUCUUUUUUCUAACGCCACGUAAAUCUAGCUUAAAAUCAUUGCCUACUACAAGCAGAAAUAUGCAAACAGAAGCCCAAUGUGAAGGUGUCGAACUUUCAGAUCCUCGUGAAGGUAGAAACAUGCUGCUUUAUGAAUCAAAUAAUAUAAACAUUGAAUAAGAAAAAACAAACUGGAAAAACAAACAUUAUGUGAUGUACCCACUAACACUUAUACUUUGUAUCGAAUAAUCUACUCACAAAUUCUAUCGUAUGUUGGCCGGGGACCACACCGGUGAGUCAAAACCAAUUCAGCACAGUACCACCAAGAACCCCAAAGGCAAUACGUAAAGAGCCCAAUGGGCUCUUCUCGUCUUCGUCUUGUGGGUAAUCGUAUCGAUCUAUUCAACAUUGAACGGUAUACUAAAUGUCCGCUCCGUCUACCGACAUAAUCCACUCGCUUAAUAUAAUAUACUUGCAACAUACAUUACAUUCGUACACAGGAAUCAGAAGUAAAGGAUGCGCGAAUCCGUCUCGUGCUGAGGUGGAAACUUUUUAUCAGGCUUUCUCUUGCCCUUUAUCUCUAAAUUACAAAGCUACUCUAUAGAAAAAAAGGAUGUCGGUAAACAAUCAAUUAGAAAAAACGAAAAUUAACUGAGCUGAAGCUAGCUGCUCACAGUGAACGACUGGUUUCUUACAACUAAUAAAACGAUAACUAUAGGGAGCGGUUCAAUGAAGGAGAAGGGUGAUGGACAGUACAGUGGCAUUUGGAAUUAAUAGCUAAUUAGAACAAGCAGCCUACAGAAGAGCGAAAAGCAUGUGUGUCCGCCGUGGAACUGUGUUAAAUUUGCUAUAUUGUUUAUACCAAUUCAAUUAAUUCCGCGUUGUUUCGGUUUUGGGGGUGAUGAUCAUUUGUGAGGCAGUAUGUAGGAAAACCUUGGCCCCUUUUUCCGUGGUAGCGAAGGUUGUUGGCCUUCGAAGACGAACAUAAGAAUGCUAGGAUGAAUGUUCCGGACAAAUUACUUUGCAGCCUGUAAAAACUACAACACACUCUUCGUGGGUCUCUGCUAUGUGUGUGUGUGUACGGAGAAUAGAAAAUGACAAACUAAUGGACACAAAUAAGUAUUAUUAAUGGUAAACCCAGCCCUUUACUGCAAAGCAGAGAGGAAACACAGGAGAGUAAAACACUGUAAAACAAACAAAAAAAAAUCAAACAAAAGUCGAAUGUCGGCACCAUCUAGACCCCCAUCUCGUAAUCCAUAAUCUCCUAGAAAUAUAGCUCAUAAGUGAACAGAAACGGUUUAUUAACGGUACAUCAUCACCAAGGAGCGCUGCGCGCAAGAUACACUAUACAUUAACGCUUCAGGGUAGCUUCGGGGACGACGGAGGCGAACGAAUGGAACGAAAAAAAUAUGUAGCUCCAUGUAUUCCUUUCCCCGCUGAAACGAACAAGCGAACGAAUAGCUAACAACUGUUGUCACUCGCGUUAUUUGUUUAGAGACAGUUUCAAACCGGAGAAGUGCGGACGGGUCAAACGAAAAAAAAAGGACUUCCCAUUGAACAACAUUCACGAACGAGAACAGUGACACGGCCGGCAUCGUUGGUGGUGUAACCGUAACGAACGCAUUCCAUAAGGCAAAAGUGUGUACUGGUAUGCUGUUAAUCUGUUGUUUUAACAUGUUUGUCUACCACUUUUAAAUUCCAUGUUGCUACUUAUUAGAACGAAGAAGGGAAAACAUAGACUCACGAACGUUCAUUGGUGAACAUGCGACCGCAGAUAGGGUUGGUCCUCGGAUUCACAACGGAUCUUUCGAUGCAAUAUACGCACAAAUCAAACAGGUGAAUGGUAGCCGAACCCCAAAAAAAACAAAGAUUGUACUUAAGUUGUAACGUUCUUACAUAACCACCAGUUAUCCUUCAACCAAUCUAAAAACGAGGAUCAAUUUGAUCAAUCAGAUUGCCGCACACACGUGCGCGCGAUCGCUUCCGUAAUUCCACAUGACAGUAGGCUUCCUAAUCUGUUUCUAUACUUUUUUCUUUCCACGUGGGACGUGACGUGCACGUUGAAAAAACACACCGAAUGGACAAAAUUAUACUACGCAACACGAACACAGUAAUAGUUCCAAUCCAUUUGGAAUCGUUUGGAGAAAAGCCCCUAAAUGCAUUUUUUUAUAUAUAUACAUAAAUUAUGUAGUUUGAAUGUGCAAUUUUAUUUAACUAUAAAUGUUGUAGCCAAUUUUUCUUGUUUUCUUGCAAUAAACUGCGGAACGCAACAAUCGUUUCCUAUCCGCAGCGGAUAUUUAUUUAAGAUUAAUUAUUGUUUCUCAACUUCCGUUGGUAUACCAUACGAGUAGAAGAAGAGGGGCGGCGAGGCGCAGUGCAAAUGAUUUAGAUGAAAUAUACGCGGGUUAUUAAUAGGGCUUUGAUAUUCCAUUCGCAGAAUAUGUGCAUUUUAUGUUCGACCUACUUAUUCCAUUACCUAAUCACCUUUUAUAUUCGUUUAUUGUACGCAUGUGUGUCUCGCACUACUAGCAUGAAAGGGAACGUACAUUUCUAUUCAAGUCAAUGUUAUUACGCAAACAUUAUUGAUUGGUAAAUUGUGUUGCAAUUUUGCAUUAUUCUCCUAUUCCCAAGAUGCGCAGCACAAGGGCGAGUAAGCUAUAGGACCGAUUGGAUACGAAAGGAUUGAAAGUGAUGGACUUUAUGAGUGGCUAACGUUUGAAAGUAGGGCAUAUGAAAAAGAAAGACGAUAACUCUCACAUUAAAUAUGAUGCAUAUUGCAAGUUCCAUCAUUAGAAAAUGAAAACAACGCAAAAACAAAUGUACACAAGUAUCCAACAACAGACAAUUAGCAGAAUGGGAAAAACCACAAACAAACCUAAUCAAAGCAUUGUUAACCGUCACAGGCCUGGUAUUUGUUUGUAGAAAGGAAAAGUGUGCAAAGGGAGUAAUAAUUCGCCAUGCAUCAAAAUUUCGACAUGUUUAGACAAUGUAGUGGGAGGUAAGAAACACAAUUCGGAUGCUGUGAAGUAUGGCGCCUAACGAAAGAAUUACAAAGAAAAAGCCAACAAAAGGAAAGGGUUAGACCAGAGAGAAUGUGUCAAAUUCGUUUUUUUCGGUUCAAGUUUUGUUGAAAUUGUAAAUAUUAAAAUAGAAAAAAAAAUGAUAGAAUAUGAUUUUUAGAUUGUUUCUACGAAACGGCCACAAUGAAUGCACGGGAAUGCUCGGACGAAAAGCCAAGGAAAUGACGAUGUUAAACAAAUAUGUAAAUUGCAAAUAGCGGAAAGGAAGAGGCAUUGGAACGCAUGGUUGACGCCCUGGACAUCGCCAAGGUUUCUACUUACACUGGCUAGUGGCCCCGAUGGUCACAUGGGCUUCGUGCAGGAAAUUGCAAAUCAAACAAACACUAAGCAACAAAGGGUGGACAACUCUCAAGUGAUUGAAAAUCGAAAAUCGUAACCGAUUUAAACGGAACAACGCAAACUAGGAAGUAUAGGUAUUAUAAAUGAAUUGAUUGUAGAUUGUUCAUUGACUGGAGCGGAGAGCUAUAGGGAGACGAGUCUGUUUUGUUAGCACGUGGUUAGAGCGUAUUCGAGGGUUUCGUACCAUGUUUAGUUGAGAACGAAACGGUUUUUCUGAAUAGUUAAACUGUGCCGGGGAAAGGCAACGAAGAUCAGAGAACGUGAAACUGAUUGAUGAUUGAUUGAUUGAUUGAUGAUGUUUAUAAACAUAUUUUUAUCUCACGUUUAGAAGUAUAUACUAUCAAUUAUAUUUUGAGUUGUUUUUGGUACUAUUUUAACUAUUUUACUUUUGCUGAGCGUAAUGAGCGAAACAUAAAAAAAAACAUAAAUAAAAAGAACAUUGAAAUGUGCGCGCUUUUGGUAACUAAAACACACAUACACAACUU